This is a messenger RNA of Ylistrum balloti, 4783 nucleotides long. RefSeq lists its product as uncharacterized. The record is from RefSeq and is a predicted model, not a curated record. Lineage: Eukaryota; Metazoa; Mollusca; Bivalvia; Pectinida; Pectinidae. Gene Ontology annotation, cellular component: cytoplasm. The transcript has 27 exons. Bases 2 to 4783 code for a protein of 1593 amino acids. Gene Ontology annotation, molecular function: calcium ion binding; calcium-dependent phospholipid binding.
UAUGCCGGGAUUUAACGCUUGUAAUAAACUUCUUCAGAAGUAUGAAGAUGAAAAAGCUUACCGAAUACAUAAAAGAAAGCUUAAUGAAUCAAGGACAAGAUUAGAUACCAAAUCUCCAAAGAAAUAUCCCCAUGUCAUUGUGCGACUCAAGAGGAUACAGCAAGAGGAAGAAAGGCAGGCUGAGGUGGAUCAUGAGAACAAGGUGCUUCUACAGAAGAUGACCCACAUCAUGAAGAACAGACCAGAGAUAGAUAACUGGAAUGAGUAUGAGCCAAAGAGUUUAAAUUAUGGCAGUAGAGAGAAGAUGUUACGUGAGAUACAGAUGCAGAACAUUGGUAUUGCCCGACGAUUGGAUCGAGCUCAGCCUGUAUAUAAGAAUAAAGAAUUGGAAAAUGAAUAUCAGCAAAAGAGAUACCUGCAGGCUUUGUGGGCAGAAAAUGCUAAAGAGUUUGGCCAGGUUACCCCUAGACAUCUUAAGUAUCGCCAGUUAAAGAAACAACAUGAAGUUGAGGAAGAGGAUGAAAAUUAUGACGAUGAAGAUGAACCCUUCCAUCACCACAAUGUCAUUGCCAAAAACAAGGCGUUGGGCCUUCCCCCAAUUGAGAAUGGAAAAUCAAAUAGCAAACAGGUAUAUAAUAUGGCAGCUGAAACAAACAUAAGAUAUAUGAAGGAGACUGGAGGAUCAAGUUCAGACCCUUAUAAGCAAGGCAAAGGACCUGAGAAGCUGCCUCGCCUCGACAGAAAGGUCAGUAAAGAUACUAGGCCUGUAAAAUCAGAUAAUUUGGUGGAGGUCAACUCCAACAAAGAUGCUGAUUCAACAAAGAAAACUGAAUCAGCUAAAACAGUCGAAACAACUAAGAAUGUUGUGCUAGGAUCAACAACCUCAACUAAAAAGACGCGUUCCCCUAGAAAAAUGGAUUCUUCCAAAACUGUUAAUUCAGUCAAAACAGUUGUAUCAACAACUUCUACCAAAAAAUCUGAUUCAACCAAGAAGGUUGAAUCAGCAAAGAUGAAUGAUGACUCUUCAACUAAAAAUGCUGAUUCAGCUGGUAAGGGUCUUGCAUCUGCUAAAACCAUCAAGUCAUUGCCCGAAGUAAAACCUCUUCGAUCAAAUCCAUGUAAUGAGCACCAGUGGAGAUUUGAGGUUUUAUCCCCUAUCAUGUCCUAUAACAACCAUAUGAAAAUGUAUAUUCCACAUAGAAUAGCUAAAUAUCAACCCAAUCAUCGUAGACAAAGACUCACAAAACAUAGAGAUAGGUCCAGGGGGAAAGGAUUCACUCAGUCCAAUCCUGUAGGAAGUGUUUGUCCUAACCAAGUUAAGACAGGGAAAAUAGUGAUAACCUGCCCUGGCCCACUGAGAAUGGAGCAGGAUAUUAAUCCUUAUCCAGGCUUGGUAAGUAAGGGAGUGGAGACUCCCCAUCACCUGGCCAGGAGGAAGGAAAUGGAAAGUAUUCAUAAUGAUGCAAAAAGGAAGGCAAAUGCAAUGAGUACUCAUAAUAAGCAUGCAAGGAAGCCAGUGAGCACUCAACUCAACCUGGUAGGAAAGGACAAAGUAGUGAGUACUCAUCCAAACCAAGUAGGAAAGGGGAAAGCAGUGAGUACUCAUCCCGACCAAGUAGGGAUGGGGAAAGCAGUGAGUACUCAUCCCGACCAAGAAGGGAGGGGGAAAGCAGUCAGUACUCAUCCUGACCAAGAAGGGUUAGGGAAAGUAGUGAGUACUCAUCCUGACCAAGAAGGGAAGGGGAAAGCAGUGAGUACUCAUCCCGACCAAGAAGGGAAGGGGAAAGCAGUGAGUACUCAUCCUGACCAAGAAGGGAUGGGGAAAGCAGUGAGUACUCAUCCUGACCAAGAAGGGAUAGGGAAAGUAGUGAGUACUCAUCCUGACCAAGAAGGGAAGGGGAAAGCAGUGAGUACUCAUCCCGAACAAGAAGGGAUAGGGAAAGUAGUGAGUACUCAUCCUGACCAAGAAGGGAAGGGGAAAGCAGUGAGUACUCAUCCCGACCAAGAAGGGAGGGGGAAAGCAGUCAGUACUCAUCCUGACCAAGAAGGGAAGGGGAAAGUAGUGAGUACUCGUCCCGACCUAUUAGGAAGGGACAAUCCAAUUGUACGUCCAGAUAAAAAGGGGAAGUCAGCAUUAAACCACAAUAUCAUGUCUACAGAUCACAUCAAUAGUGAAAGUGUUGAUAUAGGUAAUAUUGAAUCUGGGUCUGCAGAAUCUGCACUGUCUCAAGUGGAGAGCAGUGAUGAUGGGGAAGGGUUUAGGAUUGGGGUGUCAAUAAAGGGGAUUGAUGAAGACAGAGUGCAAUACAUUCAAGUGAGUAACAGUGAUCAGGCUCUUGAGCAACAGAAAGACAGGGAAACUUUGAAGCAAGUCAUCAGCUCAACAGAAUUGUCAUCUGAUCUAAUGGCAAGUCAGGGCGUCAAGAAAUCAAAGCAACUAGUGAGAAUGGAUUCAGGAAAUUAUUACCAGCCAGUUGGUGAUAGCAACAGUAUGACAAAAGGGUAUGAGCAGUCAGGCAACGGCCUAUCAUCCUUGUCCUUCCUGACCAGGUCAGAGGGCAGUUUGGGACGAAUGGAGAAGUACCAUGAUGAUUCAAGGUCAGAAACCACAGAGGGUGGACGGACCAACAGGUCAGAUCAAACAAGUAUCCAGGGUGACAAAAGGAACCCCCAGCAGGCCCAGACAGAUAAUGAUGCCAAACAGCUGUUUAAUGCUUCCAAACUUAUAGGAAGAGUACACCCUGAAGAUAUUAUUAUCAGGACCUGUGUGAGACGCAACCAGAAACAGAGAAUGAAAACCAAGGCCCGAUUUGAGGAACUGUAUGAACUGGAGCUGAUCCCAGAGUUGAAGUCAGGACUUGGUGCUAGCUGGUUCCUUAUAAUAGAUGCACUCCUGGAUGAGCGUACCACCUCCUCAUCCAGAGCAAUUCACGACGCUUUAGAGGAAGGAAGUUACAGUACAGUAGUAGAAAUUUUGUGUUUCACUACACAGCAGUCUCUAGCUACACUAAACGACCUCUACAAUAAAGACUAUGCUGUAAGUUUGGAGGAAGACAUUACAGACAAGACUGAUGCCCCAGAACAGACACUACUAUUAGCUCUACACCAGGGUCGGGAUGAGUCUGUAAAGGUGGUGGAGAAGGAAGCAGAGAAGGAUGCUGACUCUCUUUAUGAGUCUGGGGACGGUCGUUGGAGCAGUGACACUGGUCCUUUCAUCAAGAUGGUUCGCACCCGUAAUUUUGCCCACAUUCGAGUUGUCCUGAACUUGUACAGAGUUCUGACAGGAGGCAAGGAUGUGACGGAGGAUAUAAAGAGUGAAUGUGCACGCCAGUAUGCCGACUGUCUCAUUACCAUGGUGAAUUGUGUAAGAGGAGCUGACACUUAUUUUGCUGAUAAAAUUUUCAAGAACAUGUCUGCCAAGGACCAGGACUUUGUCAACAUGCUGGUGGCUCGAUCUGAGAUUGACAUGCCCACAAUUAAGAGAGCAUACAAGAAAAAGUAUGAUGCUGAAUUGGUGGAUGACUUGAAACACAAAUGUAACCACCCAACUAUCAAUGUCCUGAUAGAGCUCAUCAACAAGAUACCACAGGGACAGGGGAAAAAGAGCAAACCACCUGUGCCUGUGGGAGCUGCUAAACGCCCUAUCAAACGUCCUCCACUUUCACAAACAAAGGAGGAAGAAGCCAACACACCUCGUAACCCCCUGGCUGCUCCCAGUCAGCGUAUUACAGCAGAAGUUGUCAGUCAGCGUCAAGGACAGGAGAUUGCACGCGAGAAAGAAAAGGAGGCAAGGGAAAGAGAGAAAGGACUUAAGAAGGAGAAAGAGAUGAUGAAGAAAAAUAUAAGUGGCACUGUGAAGCCAAGCAAGUCCUUCCAUCCUGAUGAUGACUGUGACAAACUACAUGAUGCGGUGGGGAAGUACGGUACAGACGAGGCACAGAUCAUGGAGAUCCUCACCCAGCGUUGUAACGCCCAGAGGCAACAAAUUAGGAAGUUGUACAGCAGCAAGUUCAAACAGGACCUUCAAAAGGAUCUAGAGAGGGUGUUACAAGGAGACUACGAGGAAAUCCUGCUGGGACUAUUACAGACCCCAGCAGAGUAUGAUGCUCACAGUGUACAUGAAGCCUUGGAUGGGAUGGGCACACGAGAUGGUACAAUGCUUGGUAUCAUUGUCACCAGGGACAAACAGGAAAAGAAGGCAAUCGCUGAUCAUUACAAAAAAGCAUACAAGACUGAUGUGGAAAGUGAUCUCAGGAAGGAGGAUGCUAACUCAGACUUCGCAGAUUUGUUGGUGGCAGUUUGGUCAGGUGAUAGGGAGACUGGACCUGUCAACCAGGCACGGGCACAGCAAGAGGCCAAGAUGCUUCUUAAGGAUGGUAAGGCUGUUCAUCCCAAAGGUGAAACUUUUAUCAACCUUAUGGUCAAGUCAAGUCAUGUUCAAGUGAAAGCUGCAUUCCAGGAGUAUGAAAGGUUAGCAGGACAGGACAUCUUUGCUGGACUGAUUACAGCUGGUUUAGGUGAGGACGAGGAUGGGUACAUUUCUCUGGCUAUGGCAGUGCAGGACCCGCAUGACUUCUAUGCUGAGAAGUUGAAUUCCUGUUUCAGCAGUAUGGGUGUCAAUGAUAACAUGCUGAUUCGCAUGACAGUAUCGCACGCUGAGAAGGACCUAGGAGACAUCAAAACAAGGCUACAACAGCGACACAAAAAGAGCUUGUCCCAGUUGAUUCGGUCCGAGUGUAAGGGCGAUUACAAACAGAUGCUUCUGGAAAUUGUUGGAGAAUAG